Messenger RNA from Dicrocoelium dendriticum, 778 nucleotides. NCBI's taxonomy places the organism in Eukaryota, Metazoa, Platyhelminthes, Trematoda, Plagiorchiida, Dicrocoeliidae. The record is from the annotation of a GenBank genome assembly.
CUACACGAUCCCAUUGCGAAGAAUUGGAGUUCUAGGUCUUCGACGCUAACUGACACAGUUCGCUGUUACGUGUGGGAAGGCGAGAACGUGUCCAAGUUCGAUCUCACCAUGUUGGACAUCGGUUGCAACGUCAUCCGGGCUGUGGAGCGGCAAGGCAUUUCUACUGAUUACAUUAUAUUGGCAUGCAUCGCAACUAUCUGUUUGCCGAUGUUAUCGGUUGCAUUUCACUGGAACGCACUCCAGUCUCAACAAACAGUGGUGAAUGGCACAGAACUCGUUGAUGCUGCCGCAUCAGCCACACCAGCAGCCCUGCUUGUUUCACGACUUUCCACUGGUUCAUCUGAUACAGUCGUCUGGCCAACUGCACCCAUCUUGUGUGACACCUUGUUGGGAAUGCAGCUGCGUAUGAUCUAUCAACUGAUGUUGCAGGUUUCCACAAUUUUCGGACAGCCGCUGCGGUGGUUAGCUGCACUGUUACCUGUUGAUGAAGCCUCUAUUGAACAUGAAAUUGCUUGGGAGACAUUUCGGACACUCAUUACUGGGCGUUGGUUUAUCAGUUGGUUACGAGCUCCUGAUUUGCAGUACGUUUUCACAUGUGGCGUUUAGCGAUUAAUCUUUGCUCAUCGUUGCUGAUCUGACUAGCUUAAUGAAUUGGAAUUUAAUUUCUACGCUCUUUUAUCCGGGUAUCAUAACUGGUUCUUUUCCCUCAUUCACUGACUUUCAUGACUAAUGGACAACGACGCAUUUUUCUACUGUGCUUAUGCUGAUGACCUGUUAC